AUGGCGUAUCGGACGAGCAGAUAUACCGAAACGUCCCUUCACGACCUAGUCAGGACCAUCGAGGGGUCGCUCGGCAAGAAAGAGUCCACCCUGUGCGCCUUUCUCGACAUUGAAGGAGCCUUCGACAAUACCUCCUUCGAUGUAAUCUGCUCAGCGGCUAGACGUUUCCAAGUGAACGACACCAUCGUCGACUGUCUUCGCCGCAUGCUGAGCACCAGGACCAUCACGACCAGUCUCAACGGGAUUGAGAUCAAGGCCCUAGUCGUGGUCGACGGGCUCCUCGUACAACUCGAAGAGCUGGGCGUGAAAGUGGUAGAUUUUGCGGACGACAUCUGCAUAGCUGUUGUCGGAAAUCACCCGGGCAGGAUCGCUAGUAAAAUGCAGACUGCUCUGGACAAGGUAGAAAGGCGGUGCCUUGCUCAGAAUUUAAGGGUUAACCCCACUAAGACUGUGCUGGUGCUGUUCACAAGAAAAAGGAACCUCACACUGAGGCCUCCCACAGUAUACGGCGUAGAACUCAAACUCUCCAGGGAGGUCCGAUAUCUCGGAGUUACCCUGAACAGUAGACUCACGUGGAAAAACCACAUCACCAGACAGGCACAAAAGGCAACGGCUACCUUCUGGGCCUGUAGGAGGAUGUUUGGACAAACCUGGAGACUGAAACCAGAAAUGGUAAAAUGGCUACAUAACGCCAUAUUAGUCCCCCAACUUUGCUACGUUUCCAUUGUUUGGUGGCCCCCGCUGAGUCGAGGCACGAACAGGAAGACAUUGGACAGGGUGUUCAAGUUGUCGCUGUUGGGUAUCACAGGUGCGUUCAGGACCACCCCAACAGUGGCAAUGUGCGCCCUGCUAAAUCUGCCACCACCGCAUGUUACGGCGAUGGCAGAGGCAAGAAAUACAGCUUGCAGCCUGCACGUGAGUGGAAAAUGGAUUAGGGCCAGGCAGGGUCAUGCGAGCAUCCUUCAACAGCCUGAGGACCUCCACGAGGUACUCAGCCUCGGGGCUGAUCGCUGCCCGACGGCCCACGUAUUCCAGCACCAGUUUACAGUCCGAUACCCCAGCAGACAAACAUGGGCGGAACGCGAAGAGGAAGGACUGUCCCCGGGAGGGCUAGUCUGGUUCACAGACGGGGCCAAAUCGGUGACAGGAGCAGGUGCGGGGGUAUGGUGCGGAGGGCCCAGGAUGGAGCUAUCAUUCCACCUUGGCCCGUCUACAUCCGUAGUCCAAGCAGAAAUGUUUGCGAUCUGGGCCUGCGCCAGAGCGAUCCUGGAAAAGGGAUACAGACGCAAGCACAUUCAUAUAUGCAGCGACAGUAUGGUUGCGCUGAGGGCGCUAACUAAAGUAGGUGUGACCUCAGCGACAACAAAAAGCUGUGUAGAUCUGUUGCCCCAGCUUGUCAGGGACAACAGGGUGAAUCUCAUCUGGGUGCCGGGGCACGCCGGCAUACGAGGGAACGAGAAAGCACACGAUCUAGCCAGACAAGAGACCAGAGGGACCGAGAGUGCGAUCGUGUGCUCCGUUUACAAGCUUCAUUUACGGCUUUUUGUAAACCUGCUAGGCCGCAUUUAUAUAUAA
Molecule: messenger RNA, 1575 nt
Organism: Hylaeus volcanicus
Lineage: Eukaryota; Metazoa; Arthropoda; Insecta; Hymenoptera; Colletidae
Exons: 2
Coding region: 1-1575 (524 amino acids)
Molecular function (GO): RNA-DNA hybrid ribonuclease activity; nucleic acid binding
Source: RefSeq, a predicted model, not a curated record